Molecule: messenger RNA, 1288 nt
Organism: Phanerochaete carnosa HHB-10118-sp
Lineage: Eukaryota; Fungi; Basidiomycota; Agaricomycetes; Polyporales; Phanerochaetaceae
Exons: 5
Coding region: 24-1274 (416 amino acids)
Source: RefSeq, a predicted model, not a curated record
CCCAACCGCUCAUUGAUCCCACAAUGUCGUAUGAACCGCAACAUCUUCCUGGCGAUUUUACGCACCAGUCGCCAUCUAUCGUCGGAGCAAUGGAUAAAUGUCGACAAGCGGAAGCAGCCAUCACACGCGACCUCGAGAAUAACGCCGCUGGUAGCGCAGUCUUAGUGCUGGAGAAGAAGCUCGUCAACGUGCGGAUCUUAGGACACCUCCUUACUGUUGGGCCCACCAGUGCUGCUCAGGCUUACAUCGCCCAAAUGAUUAGCUCCUGUCAAGAUGAGCAAGCACUUAUCGAACUAGGCGAAGCCUAUGACAAGUACUUCAUCCGCGCUUUUGCUGUACACGGUAUUGACACCGGCAUUUCGCCUCGUCAUCUCUAUCGGGACUCAUUUACUAUUCCCAAAACCUCAAGCUUGCGGAAGCUAAUGCAUUAUAGUCGUUACCGGGCGAAAUCCCUUGCCCUUAUUCGCGACAACUAUCGCUGCAUGGUGGCUGGUCGAAUUGAUGGUACGGCCGCGAAUUCCAUGGAGGCACUGGCCCGCGAAAUGAUCGACAGAAGAAUCAUAGCUGAGGCAACGCGCUGCGCAUACAUUUUCCCUGAAUAUCUCGCUGUUGAUACCGGCAACGAGGCGAAGCGUCGGGACAUAGCCAAAGUAUGGGACGUUAUCAAGGGUUUCGGUUACCCUAAGAUUCAGGAGGAGCUGAAGGGCGCCCAAAUUCAUUCUCUGUGUAACAUACUCACCCUGGAGCCCACCUUGUGCUCGUUCUUUGACGAGCUCAGGCUAUGGUUCGUUCCAACUGAGACACCGAACCACUAUCUGGUUGAAACAUCGAUGCCGUUUACACUUUUCAAGAGCAGGGAGGUUCCGCGCGUCAUCGAGUUCAAGACUACUGAACCUGACCUUGACCUGCCGUCUGCGGAAUAUCUCAACAUUCGCGCGACUUGCUGCCGUGUGUACCAUAUGUCAGGCGCUGCAGAGUACUUUGACAAGCUGGACGACGACAACGAUUUGGAUGCUGACGACGAUCUGGAUGCCGACGACGAUCUGGAUGCCGACAAUGAUGAUCUGGAUGCCGACAAUGAUGAUCUGGAUGCCGACGACGAGCUGGAUGCCGAUGAGCUGGCUGCCGACGACGAGCUGGCUGCCGACGACGAGCUGGCUGCCGACGGUGAUCUGGUUGCCUAUGCGGCCCCUACCCAUCGAUUUGCCGAGAUGUUGGCGGCCCGUCUGCAUGGUACCUGCCCAACCGAUGUUCGACAGGUCAAGGUUGCAUAAGUUACUCCCAUCGU